CACUUCGUAAAUCAGUGAGGCUUAUAAUAGACGUCAUUUAAGAAUAUCCUGCACCUCAAUUUAUCUAGAUAAUUAUUUAUUCUGGAAGUUAUCACAGCCUUUAAAAAUUGAUUGUACCUAGCCUUAGUUCAUAGCUGUUAACUCGACGUUCGAAAACGUUUUCUAAACCUUGUCAUAUAUCAAAGAGGCGAUGGCUAAAGUAUUCCGGACAAUCUGGACUUUUAUCCUGCAAGUAGGGUUAUUGAAGACAACACACAUUAAAAUGAAUGAUCAGAUCGUCAACCAUAUAGAUUGUUCCAGGAAAAAUUUAACAACAAUGCCUGAUGUUCUGAUAAAUUCUACAACAAAUCUAAAUCUCCGAGGAAAUCUUUUACACGUAGUUCCUGCAUGGUCUUUCAAGAAAUCAAGAAUAUUAAAAAGCAUAGAUCUGUCUUAUAAUCGGCUGAGGUUGAUUGAACGGGGAGCUUUCGAGGGACUAGUCGAACUUUCCAUUCUCAACCUUAGAAGUAACUUAUUAACUUCAAAAUUACUUAAUGUGAAUAUUUUUCAAGGUUUAAUUUCUCUUCAGGAACUAGUAAUACAAAAUAAUUAUUUUUACGAUAAUUAUACAUUUUUUCAAUCCGAAAUAUCUCGAGUAAAAUCAUUGGUCAAGUUAAAAAUGGAUCUGAGUAGACCAUACCAAAUAGAUAAAUGUCUUUGUAAUUUAUCAAACCUACAGGACCUGGAAAUUUUAGGAUUGCCUGGACAAACAUAUGCAGGUAAUUCAAUUCAAAACCUAAAGUGUCUUAAAAUAGAAACCUUAUUGCUUGAUUCUGUGAUUUCACUAGUACCAAACACGUUCAUAUCUUUUCCAAAUCUAAAGACACUAGGGAUAUCGAUACACACCGCUCGUGCUGCGUACGACGUCAUAAGCAGCAUAUUUAAUUCUUUGAAGAUUUUCAAAGAUAGAAAUAUGACGGAAAUAAGCAUUACUGGAAAUCCUCAUAGAAACGGAUUUGUAUUGGGCCAUCCUCACUUUGCAGUACUUGAAAAAAUUUGUCUACAAAAGUUAAAAUUGGUAGGUGAUAGUAUACUUGGUCUAAAGUUUAAUCCCUUUUUAAGAUAUGGAUAUAAGGAGAAUUGUUUAGAAGAAUUAGAUUUGUCCGAUAAUUUAUUGUUCAACAGCAAAGAUAGAUAUGUAUUUGCAUUUUGUGCGUUUAAACGUUUAAAAAUAAUCAGAAUUCCACAUGAGGUUGUUAAAGACAAUAGAGUAAAACGAUCCCCUAAAGAUGACGUAUCUUACUCGUUUUGCGUUCCAAAAACAUUAGAACAAUUGGACCUCCAUUCGCACGUUAAAUCGUAUAAUAGGAGGAGAAUUUCAAAUAUAACUAUUGUCAAUGGGUCAAAUUUAAAAGUUUUAAAUAUGGCAAACGUUACAGUCCGAGAUUGUGAUGGUACGGUUUACGGCAUUGAAAAAUUAGAGUAUUUAGAUAUGUCAGGAUUCAACUGCAAAGUAUUGAGUGAACAUUUUCUGUCUCAUUUUCCGAAACUGAUUACUCUCAUUACACGUGAUGCUUAUCUGGGAAUCGGUUUGAAUUCCCUUAAAAAUUCAUCCGAAUUCUUCAAGAGGAAUUUAGAUCUCCAGCACAUUGAUCUGAUGCAAAAUAACAUAAAUUCACUACCAGAUGGCUUGUUCAAUCAUCCUUUUAGACAAAAGAUUUCUAUCAUAUUGGACAAAAACAACUUACAAUCGCUACCAAACUUUCUGUCGGUACCAAAUACUAUUCAACAAAUCAGUCUAAAAUACAAUAGAUUUUCGUGUCUAAGCGAUGCCAGUAUCGAUAAACUUAACAUAAUAAAACCCUCUAGUGUAUUUCUUAGUGGAAAUCCGAUUGAAUGCUCAUGUAAGACGUUACGUUUUCUAAAAUGGGUGCACCAUUCAGGUAUUAUAAGUGAUGUUGAUGAAAUAGAAUGCGUCCUCCAAAAUGGGACGCUUGCAAUUUUGUCUCAUUUCUUGCGAAAUCUAAAAACAUAUGAAAUCAGUUGUCAAACGAAAUUAUGGAUAACACUGGCAAGUUGCAUUACUUCUUUCACCAUUUUAGCUAUUAUCUUUGGAAUAGUUUACUAUCGCUACCGAUUUGCAUUUGAGUAUUUCUUUCUAAGAAUUAAGAUGAAACUUAGGCAUUACCAGCCUCUUUCGGAAGAGUUCAACCAUGAUGCGUUUAUUUCAUACAGUCAUAAAGACAUAUCAUGGGUUAAAACUCUCUACGACAAAUUGCAGUCAAAAGGCUUCAGCCUCUGUUUAUAUCACAAGGAUUUCCAAGGUGGAAUGCCUAUUGCCGAGUGCAUCGUGGAAGCAAUAAAUUCAAGCAGAAAGGUUGUAUUUGUUAUUACUAAGGAUUUCCUGGAGAGUAGCUGGGGAACGUAUGAAAUAGAAAUGACAAGAAUGCAUGCCUUCAGAGAGGGUCGUGAAUCAAUGGUUAUUGUUAUACUGAAGGAUGACAUAAAAAAAGACAAACUUCCCAAGGCCUUGAAAGAAAUCUGGUAUAAGGUCGUCUGUAUUGUAUGGCCAUCUGAUUCCGAGGCUCCAUAUAAUUCUGAAGAAAUGUUUUACGAAAAAUUAAGUAUAACAUUAUCCGACGGUCGUUUGAAAUUAUGUGAUGAUAACACUUCAAAGUUAUAAAUAAACAUCAAACCCGUGCAAUGUACAGAAUAAGAAAAAUAAAAAUAUUGCUAUUUGA
Messenger RNA from Mytilus californianus (California mussel), 2720 nucleotides. RefSeq names its product toll-like receptor 4. Bases 191 to 2662 code for a protein of 823 amino acids. Gene Ontology annotation, molecular function: protein binding; transmembrane signaling receptor activity. Gene Ontology annotation, cellular component: membrane. The record is from RefSeq and is a predicted model, not a curated record. Gene Ontology annotation, biological process: toll-like receptor signaling pathway; immune response. NCBI's taxonomy places the organism in Eukaryota, Metazoa, Mollusca, Bivalvia, Mytilida, Mytilidae. The transcript has 2 exons.